Ananas comosus (pineapple) is the source of this 3115-nucleotide messenger RNA. RefSeq names its product putative pentatricopeptide repeat-containing protein At5g52630. The record is from RefSeq and is a predicted model, not a curated record. The transcript has a single exon. Gene Ontology annotation, biological process: RNA modification. NCBI's taxonomy places the organism in Eukaryota, Viridiplantae, Streptophyta, Magnoliopsida, Poales, Bromeliaceae. Gene Ontology annotation, molecular function: RNA binding; zinc ion binding; protein binding. The coding region runs from base 898 to 2745 and encodes 615 amino acids.
CUUUUUCUACUAUCGCACCCCCUCCCUCGCCAUCUGCUGUAACAACUGUCCCCUUUUGACGCAUUCUCCCUUCCCGCCAUUCGCAAAUUUUUCACAUCAAACCAAAUGGUCACAGUUAGUACCGCAAAAAUGGCGAAAGUAUCCUCACCACCAUCACCGUCCACAGUCACGCCCUCUGUCACAGCUUCACUUCCAUGAUCCAUACCAUAUCCAAGCCAGCAUCGCCGCCACUAGCAUCGACGGAGGUGUGGGUAAGGUAGAAGAGAGUAGCGCGGCGUCGACGUGGUGCCAGCAGAGGAAGAAGAGAAACCACAAGAAAAGAGAAAAAAAAACAACGAGAAGGAAGAAGACAGAGAGGGAGGAGAACAACGAAUGAAAAAAAAGGAUAGGGAAAGAGAAAUAAAAAUAUUUUUAUCAGUUUACUAAAAAUUUAAAUCUAAUCUAAAAUUAUUAUUUUUCAGACGUAAUCAAUUUUUAUAAAAAUACAAAACUAAUAAAUUGCUUAUACAAAUAUGCCUCCAAACUUCUACAAAAGUUUUUGCAUGUAAUUUACUAAAGUGAGUUUAGUGGAUUUCAAAAUUUUAUGAGUAUAUCAAAUCGGCUUACCAAUAUCAUCCAAUAUUUAAUUUGCUAGCGAAAACAUGUAGACCGGAGAUCAGCAUUUCUUAAAAAAAAAAAACUUUUUAUAUACCUCUAAAAAAUAUUCUCCUUUCAAAUAUAUCUAAGUUUUUAAAUUUAUUCCGCUAAAAUUAAAUCAUAUAUAUACCUAGCCUAAGAGGCAAAUACCUAGUCUAAUAUGUAUUGGUAGAGCUUGUAUUAAUACAACUAUUAAGAACUCGAGCCUGCUACUAUUGUAGCAAAUCACCUUAGCUCAAUGCCCAUUACCUGCUCGACCAAAUGCGCCACCGCCCCGCCACCGCCUCCUCCGACCUCGCCGCUGCAUUCGACCGCGUCCGCCACAUCCUCCGCGGCGGCGCCGCCCCCGAUCACCACCUCCACCUCCACUCCGCCCUCCCUGCCGCCCUGUCCGCCGCCUCAUACUCUUCCCCCGACCCCUCCCCGUCCCCCGGCCUCCAACUCCACGCCCUCGCCCUCCGCGCCGGGCUCCUCUCGAGCCCCUUCGUGACCACCUCCCUCGUCGCCCUCUACGCGCGCCGCCCCGACCCCGCCGCCGCGCGCGGCGUCCUCGACUCCGCCCCCGCGCCCCGCGACCCCGCCCCCUGGAACGCCCUCCUCGCCGGGCUCUCGCGCCGCGGCCUCUUCCCCGACGCCCUCGACGCGUUCGUCGAAAUGCGCCAGCGAGGCCUCGUCCCCGACGAGUUCACCCUCCCCCCCGCCCUCAACUCCGCCGCACUCCUCUCCAACUCCCCCACCGCGAGAUCCCUCCACUCCCUCAUCCUUAGAUCCGGGCUCCAAUCCCACCUACACGUGUCCAACGCUCUCAUCGACGCGUACGCCAAACUGGGCGCCGUAACCUGCGCCCACAAGGUGUUCGAUCAUAUGCCUCACCGAGACGUGGUGACGUGGACCUCUCUCCUCACGGGACUCGCCCGGUCCGGCUCCCACGACUCGGCGCUCGGGGUCUACUACGCCAUGCUCCGAACCGGGGUCGAACCGGACGAGUUCGCCACCGCCGCGGUCUUAAGCUCGUGCGCCGGGUCCACCGCGCUGGACCUCGGGCGCCAGGUCCACUCCGCGGCGGUGCGAACCGGGUUCGACUCGUUCCUCUCCGUCGCCAACUCCCUGGUCUCCAUGUACGCGAAGACCGGGUCCAUCGACGACGCGCGAACGGUGUUCGACGCGAUGCGCCGCCGCUGCCCCAUCACGUGGACGGCGCUGAUCGUCGGAUACGCCCAGAACGGUCGAGGCCGCGACUCGCUCGCGGUCUACGAGGACAUGAUCCGAACCGGGUGUAGACCGGAUUACGUCACGUUCAUCGGCCUGCUAUUCGCGUGCAGCCACGCCGGUUUGGUCGGGGCCGGUCGAGCUCACUUCGACUCGAUGGAGCGGGUGUACCGGAUAACCCCCGGACCGGACCACUACGCGUGCAUGGUCGACCUGCUCGGCCGGUCCGGUCGGCUCGAGGAGGCCGCGGAGUUGCUGAGCCGGAUGCGAACCGGACCGGAUCCGACGGUGUGGAAGGCGCUGCUCGGCGCGUGUCGGGUGCACCGGAACGUCGAGCUCGGGGAACGUGCGGCUGAGAUGGUGUUUCGGCUGGACCCCACCGACGCCGUACCGUACGUCAUGCUGUCGAACCUGUACUCCCGGGCGCGGCGGUGGGACGACGUGGCGAGGAUCCGGGGGCUGCUGAGGGCACGUGGCGCGAUCAAGGAGCCCGGGUACAGCUGGGUGGGGGUGGGGCCCGCGACGCACGUGUUCCGCGCGGGGGAGCGGGGCCACGAACGGACGGCGGAGAUCUACCGGAGGGUGGAGGAGAUGAUGGGGAGGAUAAGGGAGGAGGAGGGGUACGUGGCGGACACCGAUUGGGCGCUGCAGGACGAGGACGCGGCGGGGAGGGAGCGGGGAUUGGCGCACCACAGCGAGCGCCUCGCGGUGGCCUUCGGGCUCCUGGAGCUGCCACGUGGCGCGCCGAUACGCGUGUACAAGAACCUGCGCGUGUGCGGGGACUGCCACGUGGCGAUCAAGCUCGUGGCGAAGGUGUAUGCGAGGGUGAUUGUUUUAAGAGACGCUAAUUGUUUUCAUCACAUGAGGGAUGGGGUGUGCUCCUGUGGAGAAUAUUGGUAACACAAAUUUUAUUCAUAUUAUUAUAUAUAUAUUUAAGCUGUAAUAUUAAAAUUUUUGUAAAAUUAAAAAACAAAAAAUCAUGUAUAUGGUGAAGAUUAAUUAUAUAAAAAUCACUAAACAAAGUAAUAAGAACAUAGAAUUCACAAACACUUCCAAUGAAAGCUCCAAUAAGAAGCAUAUAUAUUGACAUUUACAAGCCAAAUAAUACAUGUAUGUAAUCGCUAAAGAGAGUAUAUAUAUCUACGAGUCCGGCUGGGAUACUAUCGAUAAUACCAAGAAUCUAGUGCUAUUCGAGUUUUCCACCGUUAGAUUUAACUUUUUGAUUAUUUUUAUCCGCUAGAUUGUACUAUUCAACCAACCACUCACUCAG